Molecule: messenger RNA, 1968 nt
Organism: Drosophila takahashii
Lineage: Eukaryota; Metazoa; Arthropoda; Insecta; Diptera; Drosophilidae
Product: carboxypeptidase B
Biological process (GO): proteolysis
Molecular function (GO): metallocarboxypeptidase activity; zinc ion binding
Source: RefSeq, a predicted model, not a curated record
ACAAGAAGUUCUUAGCCGAAAGUCGAAAUAUUUCAAAUGGUCAAGACGCGUGCCCAAAAUCUCGUCUCGUGACGCGUUUGCCGCUUUUUUAUUUCGGAACUUAAAACUUAAACUGGUCGCAAAGUCCGACCUUGACACUCACUUUUCUAAACAAUCAGCUCGGUUCCGAAUCCGAGACCAUUUUUUGGUCUCUGCUUUUUGGCCAGCAUCUCGUCUUCUUUCUCGGCCGCUUUACAAACCGCCCGUCAGUCUUCCGCCGGACCGGAGAUGGAACGCACGGAUCGCGUCCGCUGAACAGUGAUCAUCCAUAUUUACCCAGAGCUAAUCGCUCCAACUAAAAGCUCUCGAAAACUCUUGCCCAAUCGCUUAAACCACAAGUGCAGCGUGCAAACAAUAAAACAAACCAGCCAAACAAAAGUGCAUAAAAAACAUACAAAAACGUGUGCCUGUCCAUGCAACUGAAUAUUUUAAUACAUAAUUAGCCAAAGAUCGUGGAAGCAUCUCAGAGUGGAAGUGUAUUUACUAUAUAUAUAUAUCUGUGUAUAUAGAUGGCAAAAAUGUGGCAGGGAAUCGUGUGGAGCUUGACUUUCUGCCUCGUUGGAUUGGCGGGUUUCGGCCUCGCCAACAAUCUCGCCGGCUACGAAGGUUAUACCAAAUACACUGUGCAACAUGGCGAUGAGGAUGCCUUCCGCUACAUGGUGGAUCUGCAGACGAGCGACGCGGAGCUGGACUUCUGGCUGCUGACCAGAAAUUCCUCGGUGCUGACGGUGAGCCCCAAGCGGAAGAAUCAGUUCGAGGCUCGUCUGUCCAGUUUGGGAGUCAGCUACCAGAUGCAGCCCCUAAUGGAGCUGAUGGAGGCCCUUCAGGCCAACAGUUCCUAUGCCGAGGACAAUUACGAUGGCGAGUACGAGGAGUGUCAGCAGGAGGAUUGCGAAGAGGCAGAGCGUCCACGCCGAAGGACUCGUCGCCAGGCUCGCGGCUUCUUCUCGCACUAUCCUCGGUACCAUGAGGUGCUGAGCUUCAUGAGCGGACUGGCCUCCAGAUAUCCGCAGUACUGCCGCUACGAAUCCCUGGGGCGUUCCAAUGAGGGUCGCCAUAUAGCUGCCUUGUCCAUUUCCCUGAACAGUAGGAUUCGUCCCCGUCGAGUGGCCUAUAUCCAGGCAGCCACCCAUGGAAGGGAGUGGAUCACCACGCAGACGGUUCUCUAUUUGGCUUACGAACUGCUCAGCAAUCUGCGCGCCUUCACAAGGGUCCUGCAGGAUGUGGAGAUCUUCCUGGUGCCACUUGUCAAUCCCGAUGGCUAUGAGUACACCCACACGACGGAUCGUUUCUGGCGCAAGAACCGUCACCGUUAUGCGGGUCAUUCCUGCUCCGGCGUGGAUAUCAAUCGUAACUUUGGAAACCACUGGAACUACCAGGGAGCCAGUCAGAACCUCUGCUCGGAGGUUUACUCGGGCACAUCGCCCAAUUCGGAACCGGAGACCUCGGCCGUUGUGAGAUAUUUGGAAUUCAAUCGAAACCGUGUGAAACUCAGCCUGGAUGUUCACUCAUUUGGCAAAUUCAUUUUUUAUCCCUACGGCUAUGCGAAAAAUACCGUGCCACCCACCGUGGGAACGCUGCGUUCGGUGGCUCUGAGGGCCGCCAACCAGAUCGGCAGGUACCGCGGCACCCGCUACACCACCGGAACCUCCGCCUCCAUUUUGUACGAGGCCUCCGGCAGCUUGGAUGAUUACGCCUAUGGAAACCUGGGCAUCCCCCUGUCCUACACGCUAGAGCUGCCCGGUGACGAGUUCCACGUGCCCGCCCACGACAUCAUCCACGUCUGCAAGGAGACAUUCGCCGGCUUCAUCGAGUUCAUCCGGCACGUCAGCCUCUACUAGAUGAGGCUCCCGCAUUUCCUAAACUGUUUAAGCAAUUGAAUUUAUUGUUUGUUAAAUAUAAAAUAAUUAGUGACCUCGUUGUUAAGCA